This is a messenger RNA of Lineus longissimus, 1749 nucleotides long. Its product is annotated as alpha-tocopherol transfer protein-like. The transcript is spliced from 8 exons. Lineage: Eukaryota; Metazoa; Nemertea; Pilidiophora; Heteronemertea; Lineidae. Gene Ontology annotation, molecular function: phosphatidylinositol bisphosphate binding. Gene Ontology annotation, cellular component: membrane. The coding region runs from base 91 to 1032 and encodes 313 amino acids. The record is from RefSeq and is a predicted model, not a curated record.
UUGUAUUUAAAAGCAAGUCGACGGUUUUGAUCCCAUUCACUCAAGCCAUAUUCGCAGGACUUAUCAUCGAUGAACCAACACUAAAGAACAAUGGCGUCGCAGGAGGGGGAGUCAUAUGUUUGGACCCUGGGUGAUGACGUUGAGAAGAUAGCCAAGAAUGAAAUUAACGAACUCCCCGAAGACAGAGCGAACAAGAUAGAGCUUCUCCGCCAGUGGGUUAAGAAACAUCCGUACAUCGACUCCCGGACAGAUGACAGAUUUUUGCUGAAAUUCCUGAGAGCGGCUAAGUUCAGUUUGCUUCGGGCGCAGGAGAAACUGACCGAUUACAUCAUCGCUCGGACAUCCCAAAUUGAAGGAAGCCCAGAAUGGUUCAACACCGACCCGAACGAUAAGAACAUCCAAGGAUUAUUAGAAUAUGGAGUGCAUAUUGUACUACCUGGCACUGACCCAUUGGGGAGAAGAGUCAUUAUGGUGAGGCAAAUCCCCCAGGUCAAGGAGUUCAGCCAGCACGACAUGACCCGGCUCCUCUUCAUGAGCAUGGAGUUGCUCCUGAGGGACGAGCUCGCCCAGAUCAACGGCAUUGUUCUCAUCGUUGACUGUGAGACCAUGUUCACUGGGGCGGUUGCCUUCUGGACCAGGGAGAGAAUGAAGAGGGCAUGCAAGUGUUGGCAGGAUGCGUUGCCAAUGAGAAUGAAGGCUGCUCAUUAUCUUCAAAUGCCCGCAUUCGUCAACGUCAUGUUCGAGUUCUGCAAGAUCUUUUUGAGCAGAAAAAUGGCGAAAAGGCUACAUCUCCAUUCGAAUCUCAACGGCCUCUACCAGACUGUGCCAAAGUCUAUGCUGCCCAAAGAAUAUGGAGGCGGUGCUGGUCCAUUAUCGGAACUCAAACGUGCCUGGAUUGAAGAAUUCAGUAGGUCAAGGGAAUACCUUCUCUCACUUGCUGCUUGCCGUGUUGACGACACAAAGCUACCCCGCAAGGAGGAGAAGGACGAUGGGUGGGGUAUGGUUGGUACCUAUAGGAAGUUACCAGAGUGAGGAAGCUCGUGCAGGAAUGGUGUUGAAUCCCGCUACAGGAGUGGGCAACUGAGAACACUUCACGAUGGUUCCUCUGACGAGAUUCUUGAUAAACAUCAGCAUCUUGGGAGUCCCCCUUGAAGGCAUGGCCGAUUAUGCAGAACUAGAUUAAGGAAGACUCGUAAGAUGGAAACACUGGUAAAUGGGGAACACUCACAAGUGCGUAAUACUGACGGAGGACAUCACACCUUCUUGCCAUUGACUCCGGUACCAUCAUGGGGUGACUUUGAAUGGGGUAACUUUGAACACCCUCCAGAAAAAAAUGUCAUAAUGACAAACGUCCGGACAUCCUAAGGAAAUCAGGGGUUGAUGUUAACUGCUCCGGCCUUGAGGAAGGUGUUCAACACCCCACUGUUCAAAGGCACCCCUUGUGACAGUACUGAAACUUUGAUGGUUUGUAAAUUGAUUUGUAGUUUUGUAUCAAUGGUGCUAACAAUUGUAUAUACUGGAACUCUCCAUUAGUAGAUAUUAUCGUUUCAGACUCUGGAGCGCAAACCACUUGUCUUGUUUGGAGAAAACAACAAUGUUGGGAGAAAAUCAAGGUUUUUAUGCUCAAAACUAGCCCUGGCAACUUACUAACCCAUUUGGUGUGAUAGGUCACAUUGUAGGUUUUAUAUCCCGGUACGGCAUUAUUUUCGUUCAUAAAAAUGAAAUUUUUACAGAAAAAUAUUGUUUACA